This is a messenger RNA of Cajanus cajan (pigeon pea), 993 nucleotides long. Its product is annotated as succinate dehydrogenase subunit 6, mitochondrial. Gene Ontology annotation, cellular component: respiratory chain complex II (succinate dehydrogenase). The record is from RefSeq and is a predicted model, not a curated record. Lineage: Eukaryota; Viridiplantae; Streptophyta; Magnoliopsida; Fabales; Fabaceae.
UGACGCAAAAAUGGUGGAUCUUAAAGCAUAAUGUGUAUUGUUGUGACUUUCAGUUGGUAAAAUCUAAAUAGAUGGAACACUAACACUGCCUUUGGAAAACGGCUGCGCUAGCCACUGUGUAUCUUCGACAUCGUUAAUUUUGCAGCUGCUUCGAGGGAUUCAAGUGAAAGGGAAAGGAGUGAUGGCAGACAACGCUCAAGGUUCGUCAUCACAGACCUACUGGGAAGGCUACAAGGAGUUUUGGUCAGAGAGGUUUUCCUUUUUGGGCAACUAUUCCAAGUUUGUCAAGCGCGAUAAACCCAUCCCUUCCUGGUCCACCUCUGAUGUCGAGGAGUUCAUUGCUUCUGAUCCUGUUCAUGGACCCGUGCUGAAAAGUGCUAGAGAAGCAGUGCAAUUCGGCCUCACUGGAAGUGCUUUGGGAGCAUUAUCUACCGCUGGCUAUGCCUGGAAAUAUUCAAGGAGUUUACAUGGCGUUGGACUGUCAUUUUUAGCUGGAGGUGUAUUUGGGUGGACUUUUGGGCAUGAAAUCGCAAAUCAUGCACUUCAACUUUACAGGGUAGACACAUUGGCUGCUGAGGUCAAGUUUAUGGAUUGGUGGAAUAAAAAGACUGGAGGGUUAAGUUUUAAAACUAAUGCAUCAUCGCAAAACAAAUUGCCACAUGUGCCAUCUUUUCUCGUGUAUUGUGUUCUUCAUUAGUCAAGCUUCUCUAAUGGUUGGGCUAGACUGGAGGUCGAAAGAGCUGGCACUUUCAUAUCGUUCCACCGCUAGGACAAUCAAGACGACAUACUAUGAGAGCAGUUAUUUUGUAUGAAUACAUUCGUACAAAAAAAAAUAUUAUUGAAGUGUUUUGACUAAUCAGGGACUAAUAAUCAUACAUGCUAGUUAGAGUAAAAGUUAAAUUUGAGUACUGGUUUGUCAUUGAUUUCUUCGUAAUGUUGUUUACUUCCACAACUUCUACAUUACGUGUGUGUUAAGUGCCUCUUUCGAUUUGA